AGAGUAGACUCGAUACCUUGAUUAUGAAAAGCAAGAGAACCCUUUGGUUCCGACGACGACCCCUAAACCCCCGAACGAACCCGCGCGACGACGAACCGAACCGAACCCCCGGCGGUUGCCUCGGGUAUUCUUCCCUCGUCACCCCGCGACGAUCCGUUUGGGCUCCGCUUGGACGUCGUCCCCGACCCUCGACGGCGACGCCGGGACCCCGUCCAUCGUCGUCGUCGUCAUCGUCCUCGAAGGAUCCAAAGCAUCCAUUAGGUUUUGCACAGGUUUCCAAUAGGUUUUCAAAGAAACCAAAGCUUCAUGUGGCACUCCCCUAUUGCACUCCUCUAUUGCACCCGAAGCAUCCGACACCGACGUUUGCCCGGGCCUUCGGUUCGCUCGGGCCGUCGACGCGUCGAGCUCGUCCUGCAGCCGCCUCAUCUCGUGCGCAUCCUCCUCCUCCCUUCGCUGCGCCGCGGGUGACGCCCCGGUCGCGUUCCGCGCGAAGUUCAUGAAGUCCAUCAUCGCGGCGCGAAGUUCGGCGUUUUCGUUCGCCAGACGCCGAUUCUCGGCGAGCAACCUCGCGUACGCGUCCGCGCGCUCGGAUCUCUCCCGCGCGGCUCGCUCCGCCGCGAGCGCCGCGAGGGCCUCGUCCCUCUCCGUCGUGAGGCGCUCGAGCUCGCGCCUGGCGAGGGUCCGGGACGCCUCCGGCAUGGGCUCGUCUCCGGCCGGGGGUCGCGCGGGGGACGCCGCGGGUUCGGCGGGAUCCGACUCGGACGCGCCACCUCCUACUACUCCUGGCUGGGCCGCGCCGUUCUCCAGGACCCACGUCAGCCUCCUCUCCAUCUUCUCCAUCCGCUUCAUCCUGGCGUCGGAGGUUGGGGACUGGGACUUCCCCGGGCUGUGCUUGGGGCUCCUGAGCGGACGCCCGAGGUCAGCCUCGAGCCUUCUCAUCUUGUUGAGGACCGUGUUGAACGACGUGGCAAUCUCGAGCUCCAGGGUGGGAUCCCCGGCGGGGGAGUGAGUGUGGGAGCGAGACGCCCGGGGUGACGGCUCGUCGGCAUCCAGGUCGUGCGAGUAGCCGUACCACGGCGCCGCGGGGGAUCGCGGCGACCCG
Molecule: messenger RNA, 1102 nt
Organism: Micromonas commoda
Lineage: Eukaryota; Viridiplantae; Chlorophyta; Mamiellophyceae; Mamiellales; Mamiellaceae
Exons: 1
Coding region: 497-1009 (170 amino acids)
Source: RefSeq, a predicted model, not a curated record